Messenger RNA from Tetrahymena thermophila SB210, 320 nucleotides. RefSeq names its product translation initiation factor eIF-5A family protein. Gene Ontology annotation, cellular component: perinuclear region of cytoplasm; cytosol; nucleus. The record is from RefSeq and is a predicted model, not a curated record. Gene Ontology annotation, biological process: activation of GTPase activity; nucleocytoplasmic transport. NCBI's taxonomy places the organism in Eukaryota, Ciliophora, Oligohymenophorea, Hymenostomatida, Tetrahymenidae. Gene Ontology annotation, molecular function: GTPase activator activity; small GTPase binding. The annotation marks the transcript as partial. The transcript has 4 exons.
AGGCAAUAAAAUUGGUGAUAAAGGAGCAUAAAAUAUUGGAUUAGGUUUGAGUAACUGCACUCAACUUACAAAUUUAUUAUUCUCUAUAAGCUAAAAUUAAAUUGGGGAUGAUGGAGCUUCUACUAUUGGUAAAGCACUUGGUAACUGCAAGUUCCUAACUAAUCUCAAAUUUUACAUUUGGGACAAUAAAAUCGGUGAUAAAGGAGCAUAAAAUAUUGGAUUAGGUUUGAGUAACUGCACUCAACUUACAAAUUUAGAAUUUGAAAUAUGCAAAAAUUAAAUUGGGGAUGAUGGAGCUUCUACUAUUGGUAAAGCACUUG